Nematostella vectensis (starlet sea anemone) is the source of this 2327-nucleotide messenger RNA. RefSeq names its product cilia- and flagella-associated protein 52. Gene Ontology annotation, biological process: cilium assembly. The record is from RefSeq and is a predicted model, not a curated record. Gene Ontology annotation, molecular function: protein binding. The transcript is spliced from 14 exons. Lineage: Eukaryota; Metazoa; Cnidaria; Anthozoa; Actiniaria; Edwardsiidae. The coding region runs from base 130 to 2037 and encodes 635 amino acids.
UCUUCUCCGGUUACCAACGGUUACGCGCGGGGAUAAUAAACUAGAGUUUCCAAAGUCGGCCUACAAGCCGCAAAAUAAUACGGCUUUUGAGCUCAUUUUGAUUACUUUACUUACCUUGGCUUUAUUAAAAUGGAUUCUAGGAUGAGUAAUAAGGAAGCGAGCGAUGUUGGACGGCUGGAGCUUGAAUCCGUUAUUGGAUUUGCAGGAGCUGUCCCAAAUGGUUUGCUGGUUCACCCAGAUCGAGAUCACUUGAUCUACCCACUUGGCAACACAGUUGUCAUUGAACAAAUCAAAACUGGCAAGCAAAGCUGUCUCAGUGGUCACACGGAUAAUGUCACAUGUGUGGCAGUGUCGAAAAGCGGCCGAUACUUGGCGUCAGGUCAGCAGGCUCACAUGGGUUUUAAAGCAAGUGUGAUUGUGUGGGAUUAUGCUGAGAAAAAGCUCAAGUAUCAGUUGACGCUUCAUAAAGUUAAGGUUGAAGCCUUGGCAUUCUCUCCCAAUGAUGAGUAUCUGGUCUCUCUUGGAGGACAGGAUGACGGAAGUGUUGUUGUAUGGGACCUUCAAGCUGGUGAGGCUGUGUGUGGCAGCCCUGCUGCUGUCCCAAGUGCUGGUACGACUAAUGCUGUGGCCUUCGCUAAUCACAACGACAAUCUCUUCAUCACAGGAGGAAACAAAACUCUCCGUGUGUGGGAGCUUGACAGGCCAAACCGUAAGAUACGUCCCACAGAAUGCAACAUGGGUCAACUCAAGCGCAUUGUCAACUGUAUAAAGGUGACAGAAGAUGAUACUCAUUUUUUCUGUGGAACAACAAGUGGGGAUAUCCUGAUGAUAAAUAUUCAGAACCGUCUGUUCCGCCAUUAUGGGCCAGCCAAGGAGAAGUUUAGUCAGGGUGUUACUGCCAUGGAGCUUAUCAAGGGUGGCCAGGAAUUACUGGUUGGGGCAGGUGAUGGUACUGUGGCCGUGGUGGACUGUAAAAACUUCAAAGUCAGCAAAGCUAACAGCAAGCUUUGCAAAGUAGAAGGUGAUAUCACAUCCAUUGCUCUGAGAGGGCAGGGCCAUCAAUUCUUUGUUGGCACGAAGUUAUCUCAGAUGUACCGGUUCAACUUUCCUGAGUUUACUUAUGAGCGAAUCAACACCUGCCAUUAUGACAAAGUCAAUGAUGUGGUCUUUCCUUUUGGGUUCUCAGACAUCUUUGCCACAUGCUCAAAGAAUGAGAUCAGAGUUUGGAACACUAACACGAGUAAGGAGCUGCUACGCAUUGUUGUGCCAAAUGUAACAUGUAACACUGUGGACAUCCAAAAGGACGGCAAGGCUUUUGUUAGCGGUUGGGAUGAUGGCAAAAUCCGUGUGUUCAGACCAGAGUCAGGACAGCUCUUUUACGAAAUCAGUGAUGCCCACAGCAAGGGUGUAACGGCCGUCAUCGUCAAUUCCACCUGCAGCAAGAUUGUCAGCGGGGGAGGGGAGGGACAGGUCCGUGUCUGGGAAGGAAAGAAGCUGCUGGGGAUGAUGAAAGAGCAUAAGGGUUCAGUUACUUGCAUCAAACUCAAACGAGAUGACACAGAGUGUGUGUCUGCAAGCACAGAUGGUACCUGCAUCAUAUGGAAUCUAGAAUCAUUUGUACGUAGCCAGAUCGUGUUCGCCAAUACCAUGUUUGAGGCGGUGUGCUACCACCCUAGUGACUGUCAGAUCAUUACGGCUGGUACUGAUCGAAAGAUCGCAUAUUGGGAGACGUUUGAUGGCGCCCUCAUCCGGGACCUUGAGGGUUCAAGUGCUGGUUCGAUCCAGGGUAUGGACAUUGCCUUGGACGACUCAGUCACGCAUUUCGUCACGGGAGGCGCUGAUAAACUCCUCAAGGUGUGGGACUACGAUGCCGGUCAAGUGACCCAUCUGGGCGGUGGACAUAGCGGGGACAUCACACGGGUCAAGAUUUGCCCCAACUCGCGAUGGAUCGUUAGUGUUAGCGCGGACGGAGCGAUCCUGAGAUGGCGUUACCCCUACUCGUCACACAACACCAUGCAACAAAUGACCGACCGUUAAACACCACGCCCAACUAACUUUAGUCGGAUUUAUAUACUUAUUGAUGGGGGCAGGCAAUCCCCAGUAAUUUUUCCAUGCAUUAAAAAGCAAGGAAGGGGAAGAUUCAUCAGUGAUCUUAUAUAGAUGAUACUCUUGCGAAUUUUAUAUGUAUUGUAUAAAUUUAUGUUAGGAUUCGGGAACGGUUAAUGUAUUUAGUUCACCAGAGCUUGUAAUUGGCUUACUGUAAUACUGUAAUAUAUACGUAGUGUAAUCGAAACCAAAGCGUUAAAUAAAUAACAUCUUUCUUAGAA